AUGCUGAGCAACCCGCUAAGAAGGUCAAGGACGCCGCACAUGCUGACCAAGGGCUACACGAAACUCUUUGAGAUUCAGUCCCGAACCUUUACCCCCAUCCUCGAGGGCAAGGAUAUCUUGGGCAAGGCCCGCACGGGUGAGGGCAAGACCCUCUCGUUUGCUUUGCCCAUCAUUGAGCUGCUCCUCAAGGAAGGCCGCAACGGCCGUGGCCGUGCCCCCCGUGCCCUCUGCAUGGCUCCUACCCGUGAGUUGGCUCAUCAGGUUGGCAAGGAGUUUGCCGACAUUGGUCCCAGCCUCGCCUCCACCUGUGUCUAUGGUGGCGCCCCCUACAUGCCCCAAGAGAGCGCUAUUCGCCGUGGCCUCGACGUCAUCAUUGGCACCCCCGGUCGUCUGAAAGACCAUCUUGACAAGGGCACCCUGAAGCUCACCGACAUCAAGUACCUCAUUCUCGAUGAGGCUGAUCGCAUGCUGGAGCAGGGCUUUGUCGAGGCCAUUGACGAGAUUCAGAAGAUGACCAUUGCCCAGUCUGGCGGCAAGCCCCAAAUGAUCCUUUUCAGUGCCACCAUGCCCGAUUUCAUCCUCUCCACCGUGAAGAACUACAUGCCCAAUCACGUCACCGUCGACACGGUGGGCAGCUCUCGCAACCGUACUUCCAAGGGUGUGGAUCAUUUGGCCAUCAAGUGCCCCUGGACUGAGCGUCGUGCCGUGAUUGCCGAUGUCGUGCAAAUGUACUCGGGCGCCCACGGUCGCACCAUCAUCUUUACCCAAACCAAGAAGGAUGCCAACGAGCUGGCCCUCGAGACAGACCUGCGUCAAGAAGUCCAGGUUCUUCAUGGUGAUAUCCCUCAGAAGCAGCGUGAAAUGUCCCUCCAGGCUUUCCGCGACGGCAAGGUUCGCUGCCUCGUUGCCACCGACGUGGCGGCGCGUGGUCUCGAUAUUCCCGAGGUCGACCUUGUCGUGCAGUGCGAGCCUCCCAAGGAUGUCGAGUCGUACAUCCAUCGCUCAGGCCGUACCGGUCGUGCCGGCCGCACGGGUACCUGCAUCUGCUUCUACAAGCCCAACCAAGAGGACGCCAUGCGUUACGUGGAACGCCGCGCCGGUAUUUCCUUCCGUCGCAUUGGUGCCCCGCAACCUGAGGAUGUCAUCAAGGCUUCGGCUCGUGAUGCCUUCCGCUCCCUCGAGGCCAUCAACGACUCUGUCCUCGCCCACUUCAAGGAUGCCGCUCGUGAGCUCAUUGAGGAGCGUGGUGCCGAAGCUGCCCUGGCCGCAGCUCUGGCCCACAUCAGCGGUGCCACGGAAAUCAAGACACGCUCGUUGCUUUCCAGCAUGGCUGAUUACACCACCCUCCACAUCAAGGUUGAGACUGAAAUUCGCACCAAGGGCUUUGUCUGGACCCUGAUUCGCAAGUACUUCCCCGAGGACGCCCACAACGAAAUCAAGGGUCUGCGUCUGCAAAAGGACAAGCAAGGCUCCGUCUUUGAUGUGCCUACCAAGAUGGUGGAUGGCAUCAUGGCUGCUUGGAACGAUAGCCCCACUGUCACCAUGGAGGUGUGCAAGGAGCUUCCAGAGCUCGAGGCUCAGGAGAACUCGUACGGCGGCGGUGGCUAUGGUGGCGGCGGCUAUGGCGGUCGCAGCUACGGUGGUCGUGGCGGUGGCUAUGGCGGCCGUGGCCGUGGUGGCAACUCGUAUGGCCGCGGCGGUGGUCGUGGUGGCUCGCGACACAACGGUGGUGGUGGUGGUGGUCGCUACCAAGGUGGCGGUGGCUUCCGUCGCUAA
Molecule: messenger RNA, 1776 nt
Organism: Monosiga brevicollis MX1
Lineage: Eukaryota; Choanoflagellata; Craspedida; Salpingoecidae
Exons: 3
Coding region: 1-1776 (591 amino acids)
Molecular function (GO): helicase activity; ATP binding; RNA binding
Source: RefSeq, a predicted model, not a curated record